Messenger RNA from Didymodactylos carnosus, 624 nucleotides. NCBI's taxonomy places the organism in Eukaryota, Metazoa, Rotifera, Eurotatoria, Philodinida, Philodinidae. The record is from the annotation of a GenBank genome assembly.
AUGUAUCCUGUGAUAACACCACAGACGCAACAACCAACAGUGUCCAUACCACCGCAAUCAAAACAACAAGAACGCCUAGAAAAAGGAAUAAAAUACUUUUCAUCCAAAAUGUUUCUAGUUCAAUUGGUCUUAGCUGUUGUUUUCUCUGUAAUAGAAAUCAGUUAUGGUGGACAAUACAUUCGUCAAUGUCCAAUCUCGCUAUACAUUCCUGUAUUUCUUCUCGUUCAUGGAUCAACAAAAAUCGUCUGGGCAGCAUGUGGCGUCGUAGCUUAUAUUGAAGCAAAAUUCUUUUCAAAUUCACCUAACAUACGUAUACUAAUGUUAAUUAAUCUCGUUAUCCAAUUAGUAUUUCUAUUAUUUUUUCUUGCAUGGUUUAUUCUCGGCAAUGUAUGGGUUUGGUCUGUUAAAGCAACAGUACAGACGGAUCCAAAUGUGCCAGCGACCUACUGUCAGAAUACACUCUAUGCUGCAGCACAAAGUCUCAUUAUUUCAACUUAUGUCGUUGUUGGCAUAAUUAUACUUAUAACAAUUAAGCGACGUACAAUUGGAAAAGCGUUACCUUUUAAGCGAACGAAUAGAACACAUGGUAGAAGAUCUCAACAAAAUGAUGGAAAUAUCAGUUAG